UGCCCCUAGUCUCUCCUGGUAGUGGCAGCUGUGGUUUUCCCACUGAGGUGACCUCCCUGUGAGGAACCCUGUGACCUCCCACAGCCCUUCUCCUUCCCCUGAUGGCCAAGGACACACUCAGGCCGUUGCCCAGAGAGCUUGGCUGUAACUUGAGUCUCACCCAGGCUGGGGGUGAUGCGGCGGGUGGGCAGGUGACAGCCAGGGCAGGGAGAUUUGCCCAGACACCAAUGUGCGGCAGCCUGGCAACCGGCGUGGCCCUGAGGAGACUGGGGUCUUUUAGGAGUCUGUUCCAGAGUCCUGACAGUGGCCUUCACCAUGGGCAACAAGCAGACAGUGUUCACACAUGAGCAGCUAGAAGCGUAUCAGGACUGCACCUUCUUCACGAGGAAGGAAAUCAUGAGGCUCUUCUAUCGCUACCAGGACCUGGCCCCCCAGCUUGUUCCUCUUGACUAUACCAGCUGCCCUGAUGUGAAGGUGCCCUAUGAGCUCAUUGGCAGCAUGCCUGAGCUGAAGGACAACCCGUUCCGUGAAAGGAUUGCCCAGGUCUUCUCUGAGGAUGGGGAUGGACACAUGACCUUGGAUAACUUCCUGGACAUGUUUUCCGUGAUGAGUGAAAUGGCUCCCCGGGACCUCAAAGCCUACUAUGCUUUUAAAAUUUAUGACUUUAACAACGAUGACUACAUCUGUGCGUGGGACCUGGAGCAGACCGUGACCAAGCUGACACGAGGAGAGCUGAGUGCUGAGGAGGUGAGCCUGGUGUGUGAGAAGGUGCUGGAUGAGGCUGAUGGGGACCAUGAUGGGCGGCUUUCCCUGGAAGACUUCCAGAACAUGAUCCUGCGGGCACCAGACUUCCUCAGCACCUUCCACAUCCGUAUAUGAGGGUUCCGAGGAAGGAGAGACAAGCCAGAGGAAGGUGCAGUGACCCCUCAGUCCACUGCGGAAUCUGGUCUCCCUGGGCUCUGGGAAUAAAUAAACACGCAUCGCUGAAUCACAGAUGCUCACAAAAGAUGUUUUCCACCUUAAACCUGGCAGACUAGAGGGAGGCGGCCUGGGAUCUUGCCUCUAUCCUCACUGUGUGAUCCUGGGUGUGGAUGCACCUUCUCAGGGUCAUAAUCUCCUCAUUUGUACAAGAAGUGUCGAGGUCUUUACACAUGGGUGGAAAAAGAAUUUUCCAGCAUAGCAAGGUGAAGAGAAAGAAGAGUUUAUUGAGAUGAGGGAUGGUGCUAGCCCAGCUGGACGACUUCCUGAAGAACACGGAGAGCCAACCUGGAGGCCUUGGUCCUGUUUUUAUAGCCCAGGGAGAGGAGAGGUCUUAUAAUAGACCUGCUGGCCUGCUGAUUGGUUGGGGAAAGAGGGGUCUUAUGAUACACUUGCUGGUUGGUUGGGGGGUAUAACGUCCCUUUAGGGCUGGGGUGAGGAGUGGGCCACAUACCUUUCCUAGUAGGGGGUAUAGGAAGGGGUAGGCCAGGUUGUUCAAGGUGGGGGAGGGGGCAUUACAAGGAUAUGGAUGGGGUGAUGAUAAGGGUCUGGUAAUUCUUGUCUUGGUUCGAGGCUUUGAGUUCUAGCUCCUUGAAGGGUCUUUGAAGUCCCACAGGAAGGGGCUGACGUCUAGAUUCUCUCUCCACUGUUAGGGCUGGUAUUGCCUCCAUGUGGGUCUUGGUGAGCAGAGAUGAGGUGCUGAGGUCAGGCCUGUGCUGUCCCACCCCAGGGACUCCCUACCCCCAACUGCUUGUUGCUGAAACUUGGCCUCUGUCCACCAGUGUUGAAUAGAAAUAUGGCAACGGAGUUUGGGGUAAAGGAGAAAAAAAUAGCUUUAUUGCUUUGCCAGGCAAAGGAGGCCAUGGCAGGUGCACUCAAGUCUGUGCCCCCCUUGGGAGAGAUUAGGAAGUGGUUUUAUAGUUUUGGGAGUAGAAAAUAGAGCCACAGAUUAGGAUCAGGUUAAAUGCUACCUUUCAUUCUUCUUCAAAGUUGGUGUUUAGUGGCCCAAGGACAGGUUCUGAUGGUCAUCCUCUCUUUCAUUUGUUGGAGAUUUUAGUUCUGCAGAAGAUCUCAAGGAUAUUGCUAUGUAUAUAUCUUGAAGAGAAACCAGGACCCUGUCCCAAGGCUACACUAUUGUCUCUUGACUUCUCCUCCCUGGUCCCUGCAUUC
This is a messenger RNA of Sus scrofa (pig), 2148 nucleotides long. RefSeq names its product calcium and integrin binding family member 3 (gene CIB3). Gene Ontology annotation, molecular function: magnesium ion binding; calcium ion binding. Gene Ontology annotation, biological process: calcium ion homeostasis. The record is from RefSeq and is a predicted model, not a curated record. NCBI's taxonomy places the organism in Eukaryota, Metazoa, Chordata, Mammalia, Artiodactyla, Suidae.